Messenger RNA from Leptonychotes weddellii (Weddell seal), 2588 nucleotides. RefSeq names its product dihydroorotate dehydrogenase (quinone) (gene DHODH). Gene Ontology annotation, cellular component: mitochondrial inner membrane; cytoplasm. Gene Ontology annotation, molecular function: dihydroorotate dehydrogenase activity. Lineage: Eukaryota; Metazoa; Chordata; Mammalia; Carnivora; Phocidae. The record is from RefSeq and is a predicted model, not a curated record. Gene Ontology annotation, biological process: pyrimidine ribonucleotide biosynthetic process; 'de novo' pyrimidine nucleobase biosynthetic process.
CACACCCUCGGGGCGGAGCGAGGCCUUUUCCGCCGCGGGGAGGCCCGCCCCACCCUCCUGCCCCACGAUUGGCGAAGUGGCAGCUGCAGGGGCGGUGAUUGGAGGGCUCACCUCCAUCUCCUCCAAUGGAAAUGAGCCAGAGGCGGGUCUAGUGGCGGAAGGAGCAUGGCGUGGAGACAGCUCAAAAAGCGGGCCCAGGAUGCUGUGGUCAUCCUGGGGGGUGGAGGACUUCUCUUCACUUCCUACCUGACGGCUAUGGGGGAUGAACAUUUCUACACUGAACACUUGAUGCCGGCUAUGCAGAGGCUUCUGGACCCUGAGUCAGCCCACAGGCUGGCCGUUCGCGUCACCUCCCUGGGGCUCCUUCCUCGUGCCACGUUUCAAGACUCUGACAUGCUGGAAGUGAGAGUCCUGGGCCAUAAAUUCCGAAAUCCAGUUGGAAUUGCUGCAGGAUUUGAUAAGCAUGGGGAAGCUGUGGAUGGACUUUACAAGAUGGGCUUUGGUUUUGUUGAGAUUGGCAGUGUGACUCCGAAACCUCAGGAAGGAAACCCCAGACCCAGAGUCUUCCGCCUCCCUGAGGACCAAGCUGUCAUUAACAGAUACGGAUUUAACAGUCACGGACUGUCGGUGGUGGAACACAGGUUGCGGGCCAGACAGGAGAAACAGGCCAGGCUCACAGAAGAGGGGCUGCCACUGGGAAUAAACCUGGGGAAGAAUAAGACCUCGGUGGACGCUGCUGCGGACUACGCGGAGGGGGUUCGCGUCCUGGGCCCCUUGGCUGACUACCUGGUAGUGAACGUGUCCAGUCCCAACACCGCUGGGCUGCGGAGCCUUCAGGGAAAGGCGGAGCUGCGCCACCUGCUGACCAAGGUGCUGCAGGAGAGGGACGCCCUGAAGGGAGCACGCAAGCCAGCCGUGCUGGUGAAGAUUGCACCCGACCUCACAGCCCAGGACAAGGAGGAUAUCGCCAAUGUGGUGAGAGAGUUGGGCAUCGAUGGAUUGAUUAUCACCAACACCACAGUGAGCCGCCCUGCCAGCCUCCAGGGUGCCCUGCGCUCUGAAAUAGGAGGGCUGAGUGGGAAGCCCCUCCGGGACUUAUCAACCCAAACCAUCCGGGAGAUGUAUGCACUCACCAAAGGCGGAGUCCCCAUCAUUGGGGUCGGCGGGGUCAGCAGUGGGCAGGACGCGCUGGAGAAGAUCCGGGCGGGGGCCUCCCUGGUGCAGCUGUACACGGCCCUCACCUACCGCGGGCCGCCCGUGGUGGGCAGGGUCAAGCGGGAGCUGGAGGCCCUUUUGAAGGAGCAGGGUUUUACCAGAAUCACAGAUGCCAUUGGAGCAGAUCAUCGGAGGUGAGGAUGUUGUUGGUGGCAAGGCUGAUCUGGAAUCUUCUAAAGCAGGCGGGCCUUUGUGGCUGAAUUGAGAGAGGAGAGCGAUAUUCCCCAACCCACAAGAGCCCUUCCUCCGGCCCGACUUUUGUCAAAGCCAAUCAUGAGUGUCACCGGAAUCAAUACACGGCUUUCCUUAAUCGCUUGUCGGACCAUGAACUGCAUUCAUGAUUCUUUCUAGACUCAAAUCUCUUUAAUAGUGCAAGGACAUUAAAAUACUUGAGGGAAAUAUAAAGCCAUUUAAAACCUGGAUUUAAAUCCCAGCCCUUUCUGGAAGGCCCCUGGGCUUUGCCCCGAUGCUGCAGGUCCUCGCAGGCCUGUGCUGCCUUGGAUCUGCACCGGGCUCCCGAUGAGCUUGACUCUCUUUCAUUCUGUCUUCACUUUUAUUUAUUUAAAGUUUUCACUUUAUUUUGAAAAUAUUUCAAACAGACAAAGUCGCAAGAAUCGGGCUCGUGGGUGGCCAUCCUCUGUCUUCACAUCCUCUUCCUUCUGUGAGUCCGGGUCCUCAUCUUUUCUUAUAAGGACGCCAGUCAUGUCGGAGUGGGCCCCACCCCGAUGGCCUCAAUUUCAUUUGAUUCCCUUGGUAAAGAUAGGAUCUGGAAAGACCCUCUCUGCAAAUAAGGGCACGUUCUGAAGUUCAAGGGUUUAGGAUUUAACAUAGCAAUUUUGGGGAGACACAAUUCAACCCAUCACAGGAAAAUGUGCUUGCUGUCCCCUUUCUUUAUUAUCUGUGACUUGGAGUGCCAUCGGGCAGACAGGGUUCUCAAGGUGCUUGAAGACAAUAGACAAGAUGCUAAAGAGGUGUACUGUUAACUAAAGAGAUCGAGCAACACCAGUUUUUUCAAUACCGAAAAGCAAAUGGUGGAGAGAAGCUGGAAACCUUGUCUGGGCAGUGUUGUUGGGGUCUGGUGCGCCCUCACAGCCGGCAGAAACUCCCUUUGUUCCCAUCACCUCAAUACGGAUUUUAUUCUAAAUUCAAUUUCUCGGAAGCUCUGCGAGAGGCCCAGGAUGGUAACGGCGCUGAUGUAUCCCGUUGCCUCAUGGUUGAAUCUUGGCCUCAGCCCCGCCCUCCUGUAUCUGCUCACUCUGUCACGAAACCCUCAGCCAGCCUCCUGCUCUCCUUUUCAAAGACCUUUCUCUUGUUUUUUGCUUUUUAAAAAAUAGCCCCCAAAUAAAAGUUGUAGACCUCUUUUCCCCCUUAAA